CUGCCCCUUUCCGUUUUUUCGGCAUGUAAAAACUCAAUCACACUUUCAGGGAUUUCAGUCACUGGGUAUGAAAUGUUCAGCUCGUUCAGAACAUUACUGCUCGUGCUUUUUGUAUUUAUAAACCUUAUAGUUUUCUGUUAGUGUGCAGUUCAACUUGUUUGUUUAUUUUCUACGAGGUUGAAAAUUUUGGCUAAAAUUAGUCACAUUGGUAGGAAUAUGGAGGAUCAUAUGGCAUGAGGAGGAUAAGAGAUCAAUAUAUUUCUAAGUUUUCCCUCUUCUUCUUCUUCUCAACAACAAUAAAUAUAAUUUUUGCAUAUAACAGAGUUGAAAGGCUGACCUUUAGAAAUAAUGAAAUAUUGGCAAGAAAGUAUAAGCAAACACUUACCUUUGUUACUGAGUGAAUAGGAAUACAUAUUUAUUGAUGUCAGUUCCUCAGAAGUUGGACUAAACCAUUAUUAAUAAAAAAAGGGGGAGGGUUGAUCAAAACUAAAAGUCAUGGUAAAAUUGUGCCCCUUUUAAAAUAAUUUGUGUAUUUUUCUCAUAUUUUCAUUUAGGUGAAAGUAGAGAAAUAAUUGACAACAUUAGUAUAAACAGGUUUGUUAAUAUUUGCUUUAUAUUUAAUGAAAAGUAGUUUUAGUGAGUGACGGCAUGCUCAUCUGGCAGAACGCGACACUUCAGCUUCCAAAUAUAAUAAUCAAAAUAUGUGACUUAUAGGAUAUUACAGGCACUAAUCUUUCUCUUGUUUUAAAAUGCAUUUUGUGGGUUAAAAAUGAGGUAAAGCUGUGGGACACACUACAAUCACCCAAUUAAAGAAUAUGUCUUUGUUUUUUUUUGGUUUGGAAUUGAGGACAGGGGCCCCAAAUAUGAGACCAUGGUUGUUUUUAGGACAACAAGACACACAAAUGGACCACAAGACAUGAAAAAUGAAAAGAAAGAUUCAACCAGGUGUUACAUCUGCUGCAAACAGGGUGGAAACAGUAAAAAGGUCAUGACAAGACUGAGUAAAAGAGAAUGUAAACAUGUCUCCAGAUCCACCGUUACAUCUGGUGUUACAAAGCGCGAGGACGCGCACGUUGUAUGGUGGGGCUGUGCGUGCGCGCCUUCCCAGAGUUUAGGAGCAGAUGUGUGGUGAGGGGAUCUCAGUUUGAACACCGGCUCUGUGGCGCGCAGGAGAUCUUCCUGCUGCGCUGCUGCCUCUUCUGAACGCGUCUGUCUGGAUCUACAUUUGCUUUUUGCUUCCGCAGCAUCUCACACGUCUGGGUGCCCUGAAGAUGAAGGUCACAGAAGUCUCCACGUGCAGCUUCAGCGCGCGGACCUGAGCUCGGACGGACGGGCUGGGAGCGCACAGCCGCCGGGAGGAGGCGCACAGCCGCAGCCGGGAUGGAGCGCCUGCUGAACUGCCUGCUGCUGGGGUAUCUGACCUGGAACCUGCGGAUCUCUGACGCGCAGGGGGAGUACUGCCACGGCUGGCUGGACACCAGCGGGAAUUAUCACGAGGGCUUCCAGUGUCCCGAGGACUUUGACACGGCGGACGCCACCGUGUGCUGCGGCACCUGCGCGCUGCGCUACUGCUGCGCGGCCGCGGACGCGCGCCUGGAUCAGGGCAGCUGCACCAACGACAGGGAGGUGGACGACACCGAGUUUGCAGCGCAACCCGUCUAUGUUCCCUUCCUGAUGGUGGGCAGCAUCUUCGUGGCCUUCGUGGUGGUGGGCUCGCUGGUGGCCGUGUACUGCUGCACCUGCCUGCGGCCCAAGCAGCCCACCCCCCAGCCCAUCCGCUUCUCGCUGCGCAGCUGCCAGGGCGAGACCAUCCCCAUGAUCCUCACCGCCGCGCCGCAGAGCCUGCGGGCGCCCUCGCGGCAGUCCAGCACGGCCACCACCAGCUCCAGUUCUGCCGGGGGGAGCAGCUCCAUGAGGAGGUUUUCCCUGGGGGGCCAGGGUCCGCAGCAGCAGCACGGCUGCCUGGUGACGGCCGCCGUCUCCUCCCCGGCCUCCACUCCCUCUCCACAAACUCUGCCCCCUCCGCCCCCUCCGCCGUACACGUCCCCGCCCGCACAGCACCCACUGCCCCCCCCUCACAGCAGUCAGAGCGCCGGCUUCCUCCUGCCUCAGCAGUACUUCUUCCCCCUGCAGCCGGACGCUUUCACGGCCUCCAAGGGCUUCGCAGACUUUGGACAGAGCUGACAGGAGACCCACAGAGGAAACGGACUCGGCCCGGCUGAGCCCAGGAUGGGGGGGAAAUGACGGCAAAACUCACUCCGAUUUUAUGCACUUUUAUCGUGAAAAAAUUAUUUUUUUGGUCAUUUUUUUGAAGAUGGAAGCUCAAGUUUCUUAACUCCGUUGCGGAUGUUUUGUGUUUUCUACUAAGACAAGGGAAACCAGGAAGUUGUGUUUUCUCGACAAUCAGGCUGAAGCUACACACACCGGGCAUGGUCAAGGAACGCACUGAAGCGGGUUUAGGAUUCAGAGUUCACACUGGACUGUCACUGUAAUGUUGAAACGGUGUAAAUCUGGUGAAUAGGGCUCUCUUACAGCUCUAUUCUAUUGUGUCAUGUGAUUCAGACAAUUAUUAAUUUCUCCUCAGUGAUCAAUUCUCAACCGCUUGGCACUUCCAUAAAUUAAAAAGGAUUCCAUCCAUGUAGUGCUGCCACAAAUGAUUAUUUUAAUAAUCGAUUAAUCCCAGAUUAUUUUUUUUCCGAUUAGUCGACUAAUCAGAUCAUGUGCAACUGGAUGUAAAGCACACAUGUUAACCAC
This is a messenger RNA of Oryzias melastigma (Indian medaka), 2754 nucleotides long. RefSeq names its product shisa family member 3 (gene shisa3). Bases 1381 to 2184 code for a protein of 267 amino acids. The record is from RefSeq and is a predicted model, not a curated record. Lineage: Eukaryota; Metazoa; Chordata; Actinopteri; Beloniformes; Adrianichthyidae. The transcript has 2 exons.